Messenger RNA from Rubroshorea leprosula, 695 nucleotides. Lineage: Eukaryota; Viridiplantae; Streptophyta; Magnoliopsida; Malvales; Dipterocarpaceae. The record is from the annotation of a GenBank genome assembly.
UAGGUUUGAUCAAACCCAGAUCUGGGUUCUUUCAACCUAGUAAGGACAAUUGAUGGCAUGUCCAUUUCGGCCAAGUACUUGAACAUCUCGAAGCUUUCACAGUAUCGAAAAGAGAUAAGGAAGUCAUCAGCACUCUUCCUCUGUAAACCUCUUCUUCAAUGGCAUUUUUGCCACCGUCUUCAAGGUGCGUCUUCAAAUGCUACUGCUGUGGAAUCCACCAAUGGCGCACUCUUUGCCUCUCGAAAUGAGGAUUCCACUUCAUACGGAAGACAGUAUUUUCCUUUAGCUACCGUCGUUGGCCAGGAUGCCAUUAAAACUGCACUUUUGUUGGGAGCUAUUGAUCGCGAGAUUGGAGGAAUUGCUAUAUUAGGAAGAUCCAUCCUGCCCUGAUGAGUGAGACUCACUCUUUUCUUUUAGUAUAGGAUUUUUGUUAUCAUUGAUGAAAUUCAUGGUACCAGAUAGAAAAUUUAGGAUUUUUGUUAUCAUUUUGGACUGGGUUUUUCUAAGCUACCAACCUUGAUUUUCUCUUUUUAAGCUUUCCUUUUUUUGGGUUUUUAACUUGUUUUUGAAAUUGCAUUCCAUUUGAGAACCCAACGUAAAAGGAAAGGGAUUUUUCAUUUUUGUUUUUUUUUUUGGUUUUUGGUUUAGGAAAACUCAGAUCUAGAUUGAAAACCUAACAAAUUUGAUUUGGGAUU